Ctenopharyngodon idella (grass carp) is the source of this 8151-nucleotide messenger RNA. Its product is annotated as thyrotropin-releasing hormone receptor-like. The transcript is spliced from 7 exons. Lineage: Eukaryota; Metazoa; Chordata; Actinopteri; Cypriniformes; Xenocyprididae. Gene Ontology annotation, biological process: phospholipase C-activating G protein-coupled receptor signaling pathway. The coding region runs from base 3548 to 4897 and encodes 449 amino acids. Gene Ontology annotation, cellular component: membrane. The record is from RefSeq and is a predicted model, not a curated record. Gene Ontology annotation, molecular function: thyrotropin-releasing hormone receptor activity.
GAUCUUUCUUUGCCGCCUUUAUCUCUGUCUGCACUGUGGAAAAGCAGUGUGUUUUCCCGCUCCAGUCCACUAGGUGGUGACAACGCACCAUAAGUUGCCACAAAAGUAGAAGAAGAUAGCAAAAGAAGAUAACUACUGUCUGGGGUCUGAUCGCUUCAAAGAUGAUCAUCUGGGUCGAAGCUCUGCGCAUGCGCAUCAUUUGAAUCCUAACGGCCAACUACCACUGUUCGCUGAAGGAAAAGCUGUCAUUGGGGAGCUUGUUGAAGAGGUCAUCGGUUCUCUCUCGGGUCCAGCUGAAGAUUUCUUCUUCAACUUCACCAAUUGAUGCAGUGAGAUCCAGUCAAGCAGAAGCAAAUGAUUUUUGAUUCAAUUUGGAGCAAUGAUGUGUCAUGAGUUCAUCAACGGCUCCAACAACUCCAGGGAAGCCCACAGUCAACAUAAAAGUGGCUUGCUUUUGCCGCAUGGUUUGAUGUGACGCAGCACAUUAUUGACGGGAACCUUCCAGAAGCUUCUGUGAGCCAUCGACAGACACAUCACAAAACAUCUGAAGAGCAUUAAGCUGGAAGGAGAUUAUCAAACCGUAACUACAUUAAAUCAGUAAUAUUUGCUUAAAUGUUAUUCUGUGGAAUUUUGUGUGUGUUUUCUGUGUUUUCUAGUUGACAUUGAGCAGCUUCUGAAGCAGCUGAAGAGAUCAUCGGUUCUCUCGGGUCCAGCUAAAGAUUUCUACCAACAUGAGUUUGACUCGCCAAUAUCUCAUUAUAAAGUACUAGAAAAGCACUAGAGCACAAACCAGCUCAGAUCACCCUCAUGUAUCCCAUCAUCCUUUUCAGUCCCCAAUUUACUCUCUCUUUUCACUGUCUUAUAGUAAGAUUCAAAUCACCAUCCAACAGAAUUUGACAUUAUGGAUACAAUCCUCCAAGACAGAGUGUUACAAAACACACUUCAGUAGUGACAAGCACAAAAUGUCAUGACACGCUCAAUAUACAGUGUGUCUCAUAAUGAAAACCUGUAAUACAGGUCUGUUCAUUUCCAUAUAUCCUUGGUCAUGCAAAAUCCAUCAGUAAACAAACAACAUUUGUUUAAUUCAGCUAGUGUUCUAUGAGUCUCUCCUGUUGUCCUCAGAUCAUUGCUGGCCCCUCCCUCUUCUUUUUAUUCAAUUCUUCUUUUUCCUCUUUCGUUUCUGCCAUCACCGAAAGCACCAUCGACUGCAGUAGGGUUGAUGGUGUAUUGUUUUUUAAGCAGAUGAAAAUGAGGCUAUGAGGGAUAGACCUGCAGUCUUUACAGUGGCACGCAAUGUAUAAAGGUCAUAGAUCACGUGUCAUUUUUACAACUUUCAAAACUAUUUUAUGGAGUUUUUGUCUACUGAAAGGUUUUUUUUUUAAAGAUGUUUAACCAACAAACUAUUGCCAUGUUGUGAAACUACAGUACAAUCCACCGAACACACUGUAAUCGCUUACAGCCUCUCUUUCAUUCCUGUCAUUCAUGUUUACUGUCCUGUUCUCUGGUUAGUAGUUUUAGACAUCCAGUAAAGUAUAUUCCUGCUGAAAACAAAACAGCUAAAACCAGACAAAUCUGAGCUGGUCUUCCGACCUGAUCACAGCUGGUUUAGCAGGCUGGUUUAGAGGAGUUUUACCACUUCUUUACAUGGUAAGGGCAAUCUAAGAUGGUCAGGCUGACCAACCAGAUAAAACCAGCCAACCAUGAGUCAUUCCAACCACAUCAGCAUAAUAAGAGUCAUAGAUUCAAUCUCAUCACAAUUUAUGUCAUUUUUGUGUACAAGCCUUAUUGUUCCUAAAUCCCAUUCCAGUAAGUUGGUUGUGUAGCUGUAACAUGUUUUGCUACAUGAGUUUUUCAGGUACUAGAAGUGAGAUGGCCCCCUCUUGUGGCUGGAUGAAUUUACUGCAUUUAAGAAUGUGUUGAUCCUGCAGUGUUUAAUGUCAGACUGUAAAUACAGAGAGCAGCUGGUCAUCAGUUGUGAUCUGGAUCUCAUAUCAGAGUCUCUACAGACUAACAUUCAUCAUUUACCUUUGAUAACAUACUUAAUUUCCAUGCAGUUCUGAGGUCAUCAUGUCUUUAUUAAAUCUGUGAACUCUUGAUUAGUGUACUUACUGAUUGUAGAAAAAAAGGAGUAAUUCUGCCUUAAAGGGAUAGUUCGCCCAAAUAUGAAAAUUCUGUCAUUAUUUUUCCACCUUCAUGUCAGUCCAGUCUGGUAUGAUUUCUUCUGUGGACCCAAGAAGAUAUUUUGAAGAACGUUCUUGAAGAACGAAUAUCUUCUUUUGUGGUCCACAGAAGAGAGUCUUCCAUUGGGGAAUAAAUUCAUCAUGAUUGAAACCCAAUAACGUUUUCUUAUAAUCUUAUAUUUGUACUGUAUAUCGUCUUAAACUACACAGCUCAGGAUAGUCACUAGGGUUUAAGACGUCUGUGUUUUAGUGAUGCCAUCAGCCAGUCAUGACAUAAUUUUCCUGCAGCUCUUGAGUCAUUAUGACAUUUACAGCUCAGGUGAUUGACUCAAAAACAGCUGCAUCCAUGUAUGUUAUCAUAAAUGUACUGUAAGUGAAACUGUUUUGGUAAAUCAUGUUUUCUGCGUGAAAGCAUUUGCACACAGAUUUUGGGCCCUAUCAUACACCUGGCGCAAUGCAACGCCAGGUGCGACGCAAGUGUUUUUUGCUAGUUUCAGCCCGACGCAGUCAUUUUCACAUCCAGCGCCCACGUUGUUUAAAUAGCAAAUGCACUCGCGCCCAUCUGUUCACCCAUGGGUGUGCUGGUCUGAAAACGAGGUGCGUUCAGGCGCAUUGUUGGCUUGUUGCUACUUUGAGGAACUUAGAACGACUGCGCCAUCGACCAAUAAAAACCUGCACUAAAGUCACUAAUGCGUUUUAUUUAAGGGGCGCAUUAGUUAGGGUUAUAGGCGGGUGUACAAUGGCAUACAUUCACGCACAGGGACACGCAGCAGCACACAAACAUUUUUAAAUAUUAAAAAUGAAAGGAUUCCUCUCUGGAGAAGCGUUCAGUCUUUCCGCUUGCAAAUUCCGCCAUGUAAAUAGCGAAUCCACCAUGGUGCGAGCGCAACUGGCUUUUAAAGGGAAUGGGAAAUGAGACUCUGAUUGGUUUAUUGCACAUUACGCCCAAAACACACCCGUGAUUCAUUAAGAGACUAGGUACAACCCUUUUAGACCAUGCACCUGGCGUAACGACCAUUUUUUCCGUCGUUAAACUAUCAAAAGUGGAUUUGUGCACGCCCUAAGUGCACCUGCGCCAUGAGCUACAGACCAUGUGCUCAGAUCAUUAAAAUAGGGCCCAUAAUGUGUGUACACACAGUUAGUGAAUGAGAUCCAUCUUUUCUUAUUGGCUUAUCAAAUUUUAGCUUUAUUUGCUGCUGUUUUUUGCAAUGUAGAUAUGUAUUGUUACACCUGAGCUCUCGUUGUUUAAAGCUGUUUCAUCACUUAUUAAAGCAGCUUUAUCUGUUGUGUGCUCAUGACCUGCAUCCCAAAAGAUCCAUGAAAUAAUGAACUGUUCCUAACUGAACACAAAGCCUUAGACAAGAAUCAUGAGAGAGCGGAGAGGAGAGGGAUUCAUUGGUAGUGAGUUAAAGAGGAGGAGGAGAAAAGAGAAGAAGAGAGCCGGGGUUUGUUUUCUCAGUAGAUGCUGCAGCUCUCUGGAGAAGAAGUCGUUCCUCUUACUGGAUCAUCCAGCAUCACGGAUUUUUGUUGAGACGGCUGAAAUGGGAAACACCACGAUGGAUAACAGCACCUCGACACAUCCCGACAGAAACUCCACAAUGCCGGAGAACUCGCUGGAGGUUCAGGUGGUCACCAUAUCUCUGUCACUGCUGAUCUGCGGGGUGGGUAUCGCUGGGAACGUCAUGGUGGUUUUGGUGGUGAUCCGUAGCAAGCACAUGAUGACUGCAACCAACUGCUACCUGGUGAGUCUGGCGGUGGCCGAUCUGACCGUGCUGCUGGCUGCUGGCUUACCCAACAUCUCUGAGGUCGUGGCUUCGUGGAUCUACGGCUACGCCGGCUGCGUUUGCAUCACGUACCUGCAGUACCUGGGCAUUAAUGUCUCAUCUUGCUCCAUCACGGCCUUCACCAUCGAGCGCUACAUCGCCAUCUGCCACUCCAUCAAAGCCCAGUUCAUCUGCACCGUGUCACGAGCCAAGAAGAUCAUCGCCUGCGUUUGGAUCUUCACGUCUCUGUACUGCAUCAUGUGGUUCUUCCUGGUGGACACAAAUGAGACCGUUUAUGCUAAUGGCGUCGUGGUCCGGUGUGGCUAUCGGGUGUCCAGGAACCUCUAUAUGCCCAUAUACUUCCUGGAUUUCACCUUGUUUUAUGUCGUUCCUCUUGUUGUGGCUUUGGUUCUGUACGGUCUGAUCGCCAGGAUUUUGUUUCGGGACCCACUGCCGAUGAAUCUGUCAGAGCAGAGGUUCUCCGUCCAUCAGGGCCGACGGCAGAGUUCAGUGAAGGUGUCCUGUAAAACUAACAGUGCAGCGACAUCCAGAAAACAGGUCACAAAGAUGCUGGCGGUGGUGGUGGUUCUGUUCGCUCUCCUCUGGAUGCCGUACCGGACUCUGGUGGUGGUGAAUUCCCUCAUGGACCCGCCGUAUUUGAACACCUGGUUCCUGCUCUUCUGUCGCAUGUGCAUUUACACCAACAGCGCUGUCAACCCCAUCAUCUACAACGCCAUGUCACAGAAGUUCCGUGCUGCUUUUAAGAGGCUCUGCGACUGUAAACGCAGGUCAGAUCAGGGCAGAGCUGGAAAAUGCACCGUAAGUGUUUACUACAGCGCCAUAAAAGAAUUCUCCAGUGAAAGCACUGCACAGAGAGCAGAGAAGAAACACGAUGGUAUGAAGACAGACACGCUUGAUCUGAGCACAUUAAUGUCAGGAGCCUCUGAUUCAUGAAAAGUGAAAAUAAGUGAUACAGUUAAUGGAUGAUUUGGCUAGAAGUGAGCUGCAUGCAUUACUAAAAAGGCAAGUUAGGAUUUAAAAAUUCCAAAUUGUGAUAUAUAAACUGGCAAUUCUGAGAAAAAAGUCAGAAUUGCGAGUUAUAAAGUCAGAAUUGCGAGAUAUAAAGUCAGAAUUGUGAUAUAAAGUCAGAAUUGCGAGAUAUAAAGUCAGAAUUGUGAGAUAAAGUCAGAAUUGCGAGUUAUAAAGUCAGAAUUGCGAGAUAUAAAGUCAGAAUUGCGAGUUAUAAAGUCAGAAUUGCGAGUUAUAAAGUCAGAAUUGUGAGAUAUAAAGUCAGAAUUGCGAGUUAUAAAGUCAGAAUUGCCAGUUAUAAAGUCAGAAUUGCGAAAUAUAAAGUCAGAAUUGCGAGUUAUAAAGUCAGAAUUGCGAGAUAUAAAGUCAGAAUUGCGAGAUAUAAAGUCAGAUUUGCGAGUUAUAAAGUCAGAAUUGUGAGAUAUAAAGGCAGAAUUGCGAGAUAUAAAGUCAGAAUUGCAAGAUAUAAAGUCAGAAUUGCAAGAUAUAAAGUCAGAAUUGCGAGUUAUAAAGUCAGAAUUGCGAGAUAUAAAGUCAGAAUUGUGAUAUAAAGUCAGAAUUGCAAGAUAUAAAGUCAGAAUUGCAAGAUAUAAAGUCAGAAUUGUGAUAUAAAGUCAGAAUUGCGAGUUAUAAAGUCAGAAUUGCGAGAUAUAAAGUCAGAAUUGCGUUAUAAAGUCAGAAUUGUGAGUUAUAAAGUCAGAAUUGUGAGUUAUAAAGUCAGAAUUGCGAGAUAUAAAGUCAGAUUUGCGAGAUAUAAAGUCAGAAUUGCGAGUUAUAAAGUCAGAAUUGUGAGAUAUAAAGUCAGAAUUGCGAGUUAUAAAGUCAGAAUUGCGAGAUAUAAAGUCAGAUUUGCGAGAUAUAAAGUCAGAAUUGCGAGUUAUAAAGUCAGAAUUGUGAGAUAUAAAGGCAGAAUUGCGAGAUAUAAAGUCAGAAUUGUGAUAUAAAGUCAGAAUUGCAAGAUAUAAAGUCAGAAUUGUGAUAUAAAGUCAGAAUUGCGAGUUAUAAAGUCAGAAUUGCGAGAUAUAAAGUCAGAAUUGCGUUAUAAAGUCAGAAUUGUGAGUUAUAAAGUCAGAAUUGUGAUAUAAAGUCAGAAUUGCGAGUUAUAAAGUCAGAAUUGUGAGAUAUAAAGUCAGAAUUGCAUUAUAAAGUCAGAAUUGCGAGAUAUAACGUCAGAAUUGCGAGUUUUAAAGUCAGAAUUGCGUGAUAUAAACUUGCAAUUGCUAGAAAAACAGUCAGAUUUGUGAGUUUAUAUCUCGCAAUUCUGACUUUAUAUCAUUGCGUGUUAUAAUGUCCAAUUGUGAGGAAAAAAAGACUUUUUUCUCAGAGUUGCGAGUUUACAUCUCAUAAUUCUGACUUUAUAACUCACAAUUCUGACUUUAUAUCUCGCAAUUUUGACUCUAUAACUCAAAAUUGUGAGUUUAAAUCCCUCAAUUCUGAGAAAAAUGUCAGAAUUGUGAGAUAAAAAUUCACAAUUACCUUUUUUAUUUUUUUUAUUUAGUGGCGGAAACAAGCUUCCAUAAGUAAGUCAUGGCAACUUACAUUACUUUAACUCAUCAAAAUAAGUUUCAACUUUUUUUAAAUAAGCUAUAUGAGAUUCAGCUCUAUUUUAUGUCAGUUUAAUAUAAUUUUAGUUGAAAAUUUGAGGCAGCCACUGAAUUUAAGUUUUUAAGUUGAAAUAGGUGGAAAUUGCUUACAGUGGCUUCCGUUCAUUUUUGUAUACAGAUUGUAUAAAGGUUUUCCAUAUAAAUUGAAUUAUCAUACAUCGGUGUGGUUGUAGUGAUCGAUCCAGUAAAUGUUGACAGUGGUGUACUCAUAAAUGUGAGAAAUAAUUUAAUUGUUCAGCUCUUUGUGUGUUGGCAUGUCUCUGUUAAUGUUAAAGUAGGAAUAAAACAUUCGAGGGAACCAUAUCAGGAGGAAUCAAAUUGGCAUUGAUUUUUAAAAUAAGAGUUUAUUGUAUUAGGAAAAUAAACUAUAACUUCUACAAUUUAAAACGUCCUUCCCAGACAUAAAAAUAACCUUAUUUUUUUAUGAUUUGAGUUACGUAUGUUUGAUAGUACUUUAAAUUUUAGGAAACACUGGAUACCUCAUGACAUGAACCCUUUAAACGCAUCUAAGAAACGUGUUUUAACAAAACGUUAAAAUACUUUAAACAUUACUCUAGUGAUCAUGUAAGAUAGAUAGACAACAAGGGUUUGGUUUAAUUGUCAAAUAAGAAGAGCCUCUUCCUCUCAUACUGUAUUUAUGAUAUAAACUGUUUAUUGCCCUUCAAGAGUUAUUGAACACUGUGUAGUUUUCAUCUGAAUGUAUUGAGAGCAUGAAAAAAUGGCAAAAAUGUUGAGAAAAUAAAUUUAGCCUGGUGCUUCAUACCUGCUUACUUCCUUUACCUGUUUUCAUCUGUCAUUCUGCUUCUUUCCUGACAGUCACCAGGUAAAAAUAGCCGUUUCAUCAUUUCCUGUGGGAAUUAAAGCACACACGCUUCAUAAAUGCACCGCAUCUGAUCAAACGCUGGUCAUAAUUCACUGAACUGAAUCUCCGUCAGUUUCUGCAUUUCCACUUUGACUCACCAUUUCUUCUGUUCUGUUUGUAGUUAUUUUUGUUUGCUUGAUUUUUAGCUAUUUUAGUACAUGCUUUGAUUUUUUUUUCUCGCUGUUUCAGAUUCUGUCAUGCUCUUGAUGUCAGGGACGGUUAUUCAUCACACAACUUUUUUCAUCAGAAUUCACCUUUCACUUCUUACACUAAAUGUUUCAAAGGUUGCAACACUCAAACUUAAGCUUGGUAAUCAUCUGUUCUCUUUCUAUCUUAUGUUGAGUCUCUUCUGCUCACCAAAGCUGCAUUUAUUUGAUUAAAAAUACAAUAAAAACAGUGAAAUUUUAUUAUAAUUUAAAAGAACAAUUUUCUGUUCAGUAAUUAUAAUGUCCUAUGCUCGUGUUGUAUCGAGUCUCGUUUGGAAUGGUUGCUACAGCAUAAGUUAUAUUUAUUUUACCCAUGCCGGUCUGUUAUUGUGAAUAUAAUCACCUCUAAAUGGCAUGUAAAAACAACACGAACUAUGAUUGUUCAGUUUGAUUCUGAUGAUGCAUUUGUGUUUGUAAAAGUGCUAAAAUGAUGCAGAAGUAGUAGUUUUUUUAUUAUUAUUUGCAGUGAUCAUGCAUGCAAUUUUGGAUGGUUAAUGGCAAUAUUUU